Molecule: messenger RNA, 3041 nt
Organism: Photinus pyralis (common eastern firefly)
Lineage: Eukaryota; Metazoa; Arthropoda; Insecta; Coleoptera; Lampyridae
Product: fasciclin-2-like
Exons: 3
Coding region: 1233-1703 (156 amino acids)
Source: RefSeq, a predicted model, not a curated record
GAACUAUAAAUGGCCGAUUGCGCCAGCCGUCAAAUUGACACAAAUUUUAAAUUUAAGACUUAAAUACAGGUUAAAAUCUAUAGCAACCAUCUUUGAUAAUGGCACAGCUUACAAUUAUUAAUAAUGGUCGCCACACAAUUUAAACUGAAAUCUAAAUCUUUACAUAAAUUUGAUAGUUUAGUUAAGUACUUCCCUCAAAAUUAUAAUAGCUUUGACACUACAACAAAUUAAUGUAAGUACCUAUACGUCAAUGCAAAAUAAUAAGAACAAGUCACUUUAACAUAAAUCACACACAAUGCAAUCACAAACGCAAACACCUAUAAAUUAUAGUUUUAUAGACUAAAAGACACGGUUUCGCGGGGUGAGUUUUUUUAAAGUGACAUCUACAGAAAAACGCUUGUAACUCCUUCUUUUCAUGACCACCAUAAAGAUUCGUAAAAUGGAUGUUCAUACUAAUACUCAGUAGAUGGCGCGUUUAAGUAUACCCGGAUCUUUAACUUAAGUAUAUUUUAAGUAUAUUUAUGUUACCCAUAAAAUGUAUUGUGGUUAGCAAUCUGUUGGGUAUUUUAUCUGCGGUGUUAGUAAACCACUAAAUGACAUCUAGCUAACAUACCGUACACUGUAUAAAACCAGUCCCUGUUUAUAACUGUUGCAAAGAUAUAAGCAAUUAAUUAAUUCCUUAUAUCAACAUAUUUGCAGUCAUAAAAUGAAGGAAAGGCCUGCAUGUUUUCAAAAAUUCUUAUUGGAGCUUUCUAAUCAAAUGUUUCAAUUUGAUCAAUAAGCUAGCUACAACCAAGCUUUAGAGACACAUCCCACAAACCAUGCAACUGUCUAUAGAACAUGAUAGAUAAAUACUGUGAAACAUUUUCAAAAAUAGUACUAGAAAUUGGACGAGAUCUGAUGUAACUUUCCCAUAAACCUAAUUAGACCUCACAGGCCAUUCAGAGGUGCUCAAAAUGUGCACAUUGUAAAGUUAGCCCUUAGAUUGAGAUUACCUUUCGUGUCUGAAAUUUGGCUCAUUUCUCCACUGGUUCCUACAAAAUUAUAUAGCUCAUCAACACUUUUGAACGUAUACAUACAUGGCUUCCUUCAUUUUAUGAAAAUCCUAUUUUCAAUGAGUUGAAGGGAGAUAACAUUCGAACUUGUACAUAUAAAACGCAGCUUUCUAACAUUCACAUGCAAAUUAACACACUAAUCGACAUCAAGGAUCGAAUUGUAUAGGGUGGUAUUUAAUGUUUGUUAUGUUAGGUUUGAACGCGAUAGUCUACCAAGAUGACGAUCCGACCAUUAGCAGUGCCACAAUUAUUGGAAUCGUCGUUGCUGCCAUCUUACUACUUCUCAUAUUAAUCGAUGUUCUGUGCUGCUGUACGAAUCAUGCCGGAAUCAUUGCGUUAAUUUACGAUCAAGUUCACUCGAAACCUGUCGAUGACGAAGACGCGAAACUUGGAAGUCUAUACAGUUGGCGAUUUCCGCUGCCUUAUUGCAGUUACAAAGCUGCUCCGGCACAUCCAAGCAGUCUCAACUUGCCGCAACCUAUCAAAUUGGCCCCUUCACCUAUGGAAGAAAAGCAGCCCUUGCGAACCGACCUUCAAGACCCAAUGAUUGUUAACGGCGUGGAUAAGUGCAAUAUGUCUGUGGAGUAUGACGGUAAACAAGUUUACACAAAGCCUGGAGAAAUUAUUGGUAAACAUUCAGUUGUUUAAAUUUCGUAAGGUACGAUUAAUGUUGUACAAAUUUUUAACUUUUUAACUUAACAUUCCCAUGACGACUUAAAUUAAUUUGUGUGCCAAAGCGUGUUUCAUAGUUAAGUUUCGUGUAAUAUUUUCUCAUUUGGAACACUCUGAUUUUAUGAUCGCAACUAUUAGAUUAAGAAUGGUUUAUGUACGUAGGACCGGGAAGGAAUAGUUCUUACUUUAUGACAGCUUUUGUGUAACUUACAUCCGAUUAUAGGUGUAAACAAAGCUUUUUACGCUUUGAUGUUGUAUAAAUGUUUCUUUUGUAAAGAAUUUAUAGUUAAAAGUUUAUGUAGAAUUAGUUAAAAGUAAUGUAAAAUUGCGAGUAUACUGAUAUUUUUAUAGAAUUUAAGAGCGAUUUUUAUUUUUUUAAUUGCACUAUCGAGCACCACACUUUUUGUAGUACAGUAAUACAAUGUAAGACUGAAUGAGGUACUUAACAUAUUUCUUUGCAUUUUAUUGUGAAAUUGCCAAAGUAUUAAAACACUAUUUAUACUAACUGUAGCUUUUUAUAUGGACAAAAUAAAGUGGUUCACAAUAAUAACUCUACUCGCCCCCUGUGGGUUCGGGGGUAGAAUUGGCCCACUCCCGUCCUGGAGAUCGUAAAAGGCGAUCAAUGGGCACUAGAGGCGACGAGUCCAACCGCCUUUUUUAUACUCCCAUCCAUUAUUACAUCCGUGUCAUUUUUUCUCCUAUAGUGAUGCUCAACCCUGGGAAGCAAGCCUUAAAAUGCUUGAGGAUGACUCAUUUUUCUGAUGUGUUUAUAGAUUUAAUCGGAGAAACUCUUAUUGUGGACUGAGGUAUCAAAUGGGUCCCAGUGCGAGUCAGAGUCAGUGUCCCUAAUAGAAUUUGUGCUAAUAGUUAAAAGAAUUGUAUACCCACUAUGUGCUAGGCGAUAAUAAAAAUUUGAAAAAAACAAAAGGGGGAUUUUUAUUGAAAUGGUAUCAGUAAACAAACUCUGCAUAAAUAUCUCGGUUGACCGAGGUACCCUAACUGUUCAUUCAUUCAUUUUCGUCAUUGUUCGUUCACGUUCACACAUCUAAUAGCUCAGGUUAUUCACUUUAUUAUUCAGUUUCUAAUUAUUUAUUUGUUAACGAACGAUCACCCUGCUUUUAUUCUUUUCUUUAGAGUUUAGAUUAUUAUACGAAUUUUUUUGUUUUGUUUUUAUGUAUUGUCAGGUAUGUUCAAUUGUAUUUAAUUCUUUUUCUUUUAAAUUAUAAUAUAAUGCUUGCACAUUCUCCAAUUAAGGCAUAUUGUCCUGUAACUGGAUAUGUAUAUGUAUUGCGCAAUAAAUUAUUAUUAUUAUUA